Molecule: messenger RNA, 2113 nt
Organism: Lycium ferocissimum
Lineage: Eukaryota; Viridiplantae; Streptophyta; Magnoliopsida; Solanales; Solanaceae
Exons: 10
Coding region: 181-1809 (542 amino acids)
Source: RefSeq, a predicted model, not a curated record
CAUAAAAAUGUUCCAUUUGUCUCUUCAUUCUUAACACCCACUGAUCCAAAAUCCUCACUUUAUAUAUUUUCCUCUCUUUUUACACCAUUUCCUUGUAGUAUAUUCCACUCCAAUUAGUCUUUUGCUUUUGUUUUUCCCUCCCUUUGAACCAUUUUAUUAAAGUUUUGUGCUUUAUUUGAAAUGGGUGGGGGAGGAAGAGUGGAGGUGGUAAGUAGCAAAGGAUGUUCAAAGAUGUUAGUGGAUUUAUCAUCUUCAUUUAGAGGGAUUGCAUCUUAUUCAUUGGAACCCCUUAUUUCACCUGCUUCCUCUGUUAGUAUGUCUGAAUCAAUGCUCACAAAUAGUCCAUUUUCUGGACUUGUUAUCUGUGUCACAGGACUUUCUAAAGAAGCUAGGAAGCAAGUGAUGGAAGCAACAGAGAGAUUAGGUGGUAAAUACAGCCCACAUUUGCACCCUCAAUGUACCCAUCUGGUGGUUCAGAGUUUUUCUGGACGAAAGUUUGAGCACGCCUCGAAACAUGGGUUAAAAAAUGGUCUCCUUGUUGUUUCAUUGGCAUGGUUUGUGGAUAGUGUGAGAAGGAAUGUGAGGCUGACUGAAUCACUUUAUAGUGUUAAAGGCGUUGGACAAGGUGCUUCCUCUCUAGACAAUAUCGACAGGCUUGUUCAGAAAGACAGCAAACAGAAUUCAUGUCUUCCAGUUGCAUUGCCGGAACAUAGCAAACCACCUGACAUGAUUGAAGAGCCACUAAUUCAUGCUGAAAGGGAACCUAAGCGAAGAACUCUGUUUGGUCAUACCUUUUAUGUUGAUGCAGAUGUUUCUGAUGAGCUGCGUAGUAAGGUCAUCGAGUCAGCAGCAGCAGAAGGUGCUAGUUUGGUCAACCAGUGGUUUGUUGGUUGUGGUGCGAGUCAUGUAGUAUGCGAAGGAAACUCAAUUCGGAAAUACCUUGGCCAUUCCUCUAACAUUGUUACACCGCUCUGGGUUCUGAAGAGUGCGAAGGAAAAGCACCUGCAAAGGCUUGUUCAUAUGUCUGCUGAUUUGGCUAGGCAAACUGGAAUAUUACUUGAUGGCAUUCAGAAUACGAUUUAUAGCAAGGAAAUCGAUGGUGGUGCUUAUCUUCGAGAUGCAACAAGUUCUAUACCUAGAGUGAGCCAGGAAGAAAGGCAAAAUGUUGCCAAUGUGGCCAAAGAGGGAGUUAGGAAACGUCGUGGUCGGCGUAUGCAGACAUGUCAAACCCCUUUGCGUCACCUAUCUCCGAGCAGCCUUCUAGAUUCCAUCUGCUGGUCGAUAUCUGAACCAACUUCGACUGCUUCUAUUUACAUGGACUCUUCUAGCGUUGAAGAUACAAACCAACAGAACACAUCUGUGUUCUUUGACGCAAAGGAGGAUCACAAAGCAUCUGAAGCUUCAUUUGUGAACCUAUCCCGACCGCUUUCAGAAAGUGAGAAAGCUGAGCUGAUAUUGAAAACCAACUUCCUUACCAUACUGUUUCCAGUUGAUCGAUUUUCGGAGAUGGGUCCAUGUUCCAGGACCAUUUUUAGUGAAAAAGGGUUCACUUGUUUACAGGUCUUGGAUUACAUAUAUGCAUUUUAUCAGGAAAACAUGUCCGUUGGCGAGGUAGAGGUAGCGAUUCACACAGAUUCAAGGCAUGCUGACCGACUAAGAUCAGUUUAUUGCAGUAAAGAGAGUAGCGAGCGUGGUUGUGUAGAGUUCAAACGAAUAGAAUUUCUUGGUAGCCGUAAAAGUUUUGAAAUGUUGAAGCGUGUUUCUGGUGAUAACAACUGUAAUGUCUAUGAGUUAUUGAUCAGAGCAUAAGUUCAUAGGAAAAAAUCUGAUGACAUUUUUACUUUGGUUUUGAUUUGGCUGGUAACAUACAACUGGCCUUCCAAGUGCAGACUUGGAUGAUGAAGAAGGUGGUGAAGACUGCAAGAGAAACUGUACAUAUUCAUCAUCAAAAAUCUUUUUUGCAAUGUGAUGUUUUGUAUAUUUGUAUAGAAAAGCUAUAUAGUCAUACCUCUCUAUAACAACAUUCAUUGUUUAUAACAACAUUUCACUAUAACAACCAAACAUUGUUUGGAACCAAUUUUUCAUGUUAUGUUGCAUUAUAUGUUUUCUAUAA